GAGAGAGAGAGAGAGAGAGAGGGAGGUCUUAACAGGGAAACAGAGCUUUCCGCCUGGAAAACAGCAUCUUUCCCUCCACUCUGCUCCUCCCCUCUUCCCUCUCGGCAUCUCUCCCACGCUCCAGAGCUAAGCCUUCAGCUCCACGGACCCUCCCAAAUUCUCUCGAGCUGAGGUGGGCGUGUGGAGCCUCUGACCCUCUCUCGCCCACACUCUCUUUCUCCGUCUCUCCCUCUUUGCUGCAGCUACAGGGGGCUAUGGAUGGACUGCGUUUACCUCCACUCAUCGAGGAGGCUUUGGACUCUACAGAUGACCCGUGCGAUCUGAAAGCAGAAAGUAGCCCCACCAUGGACAACGAGAUAACGGCCAAGGAGAGAGGUGUCCUGGAGGAGAACAACGAGAAAGAGGAGAUGGACCAGGAGAGAGCUCAGGAGGAGGAAGGGGAAGAGAAGAAGCUCAAGGAGGAGGAAGGCGAAGGGGAAGAGAAGAGGAAGAAGGAGCAGGAGCCGCUGACGGAGGAGCAGGAGCUGGAGGAGCUGAGGGCCCAGGUGCUGCAGCUGCUGCUGGAGCUGGAGGACGCCAGGGAGACCUCCAACAAACACCAGGAGAGCUUCCACGAGCUGCAAGGUCUGUUGGAGGAUGAGCGUCUGGCCAGUGCCCAUCAGGCUGAAGCCUUCACACGUCAGAUCCAGAAUCUACAAGCCCAGCUGCGCUCUGUGCAGGAGGAGAUGGACAGCCUGGAGGAGGAGAAGGAGAGCGAGCUGGCUGAGGCCCAGGAGGAGCUGCGUGUGGCUCAGGAGGAGGUGCUCCUCCUCCAGCAGGCAGCAGAGGAGGCAGCGGCAGAGAGGGAGAACGACAUCGCCUCGCUGCAGGAGGAGCUGUGUCGCAGGCGGGCCGAGCUCCAGCGCCUCAGUGAGGAGACUCAGGAGUACGAGCUGGAGAUCACCACGCUGAGGGCCGAGAUCAGCAUGAAGAGUCAGCGCAGGGAGGCCGAGAGGAGAGAGGGUGAUGUAGACCUGCUGAAGGAGGAAUGCCGUAUGCUGAGGGAGGAGUGUCAGACCCUGAAGGAAGACAACAGACGUCUCUCAGAGAGGCUGCAGCUGCUGCAGAGACAGAGGACAUGCUCCAGUGUCUACCUCUCACUGAAAGAGGAAGAUGCAGUGGAGGACACAGACGGGAAGGAGAUGGAAACCGGCUCAGAUGAGGUCAUGACCGAGAGCUACAUGACCAUGGCCCAGUCGGAAAACUGUCGCCUGGUGGACGCCUCCAUACAGAAGAAUAUUUCAUUUGAUGGGAAGCCUGUGACACCAACCAGCUGGAAUGGAGGCAUCGGGGAGAUCUUCUCCCUGAGGGACCAGCUCAAACAGGCAGAGGAGAAAGCCUCACAGGUUCAGAGAGAGUGUGAUGGUCUGAAGAUGGAGCUCCAGGAGCUGCAGGUACUGUAUGACAGUAGUCAGAGGGAAAGAGCAGAGCUGGAGGAGGAGCUGCAGCGCUGCAAGGCAGAGCUGGAGAAGCUGUCAGGGGGGGCUCAGAGAUUCAUCCAUCUGUCUGAGCACCAUGUUCUCUCCAUCCCCUUCAUAGGAAUGAUUGUAAUAGUGGCUGUGGUCUGGUGCUGGUUGUCGGAGCUGGCGUCCCAGAGAGCAAGGGGAGUGAGGUAGGUUGGAACUCCAUUUUGACUAUCACUGCAGCCACAGCAGUGCUUCUAAUGAUGACUAGCUUGUUGAGAGCUCUUGUCCGAUGUUGACUGGAUGGGCAACAACUGCACAGGGACAGACGUCUGCUUCAGACCAGCCCUCGUUCUUUCCUGCCACAUCUAUAGACUGACCUGGAAUUCUCUAAGUGUGAUAGAGCUCACAACUUUGUGGUAGAAAAUGUGUGGGAAAUUUUAUCUGUAAUGAGAAGGUACUACAUGCACAGACAGACUGAGAACGAUGCUCUCAGUCUCAUUUUAUUGGCGUUCGAUGAGAAGAUUGCUAUGGUGAUGACCUGCAGAGAGCCCACAUGAGGACUGAUCUCACUCCACUAAAUGUAUGCUAGUGCUGUGUCUUUUCUCGCUGUGUCUGUGAAUAUUUUUUUUUCUCUCUGUUAGCUAAACAAUGUGAUGAAAUGAAGAUUGUUGAUAAUUUAAUGUGCACCAAAUGGUUUUCAGUUUAUUUAACAGUUAUUUAUUUGUUUGUUUAAAUAUUGUUCAUAGCUGUCUCUGAUAACGACGGAGUCCAAACAUUUUAAUACUGGGGAAAACCCUGAAAUUUACAUACGCCCUUAAACAUAACCAGAAAGAGUUAGCUCUUUUUGUUAAUGAGUUUUUAACUAUAAGGAACAUUCUCCCUCACUUAACGCAAUAAAUGCACAAUACUGCAAAAGUGUAUUAGAAAUCACCAAAUAAUCAUGAAUUAAUACGUAUCUAUGAUCCUGCCUCUGUUCUAUCCUUCCCAACAUUAGGUAUCCAAUCUUUCCAUUGUAAACACCAACAAUAUUAUAAGUAUAAGAAGUAUAGCUAACUAAGCACCUGUCAAUCCCCACAUCACCCCUGGUGGGUAGAAACAGCACGUCUCUGCAGUGUUUUUCUGUUAUGUAGUUUCCUCCAAACUCUUGUCUGUUUGCCUGCCUCAGCAUUGUCUUGAGUCUGACUCUGAAAUCAGACAAACUCCCACGUCCCCCCUUUAAUCACCAGUUAACCAAGAUGCCAGAAAGUCAGUGCAGUAUUUCUGAUUCAUCUUGCCUGCUUGCUGCUCACUCUGAAAAUCUUAACACUUAACACCCACAGCUGCAUUGUUACUCUUAAAAAUAUGGUUCGCUGUUGUUUUGUUAUGCGCUAGUAAAGAUUUCUCAGCAACUUUGGGAGCAAAUUCUGGGAUGAUUGAGCUAUCUCAUUAUGUUUUCUUACAACCCAAUGUCGAUUUCUCUGCAGCAGGAUUUAAAUGUUGGUUUGGUUGGUUGGUUUUUCCAAGUGUGUUGUUAUUAAGGGUUUUGGUGAUUGCAGGUUUAUCAAAGGUACACAGUAUGAUAAUAACGACUGUCAGCAUUCCCUUGUUUACAGCAAGCUUUAUGUGACAAAUUGCAGAUCUGAUCAACACCGGUUGGCAUCUGAUCACACCUUGAUUAAACCGCUGAUGCAGAUGAAGUGAGCGAUCAUGGCUGGUUGUUUGUGAGGGCAUUUAGACACUGAAAUGGUUCCAAAACAUGUAAAUAAGAGGGUGUGAAAUUUUUAAUUUGUCUAAGCAUCAGUUAAAUAACGUGUAUAUGUGAAAGGACUCUGAUUAUUGUUUACAUUUGUGAAACCUUUUUUGUGAAAAUCUUUUAGAACUGAAAAAAAGCAUGCUACAAAACAUAUAGAGGCACAAUAUAUAAUUUAUGUUUGGUUAUGCUGAUUAUGUUACUUUGUAUUUCAUGUAAAUAGAUGUGACAUAUAGUACUAUGGGAGAGAUAUUUCUUAAAUCCAUUUGUACUAGCUUUGUAGAAAGUUUAUUCUAUUUUGGAAGAGCAUCGUAUAUUUGAUAGCCAAAUUAUUAUGCUAUGUAAAUGUCUAUUUAUGGUGACAACAUUACUUCAUUUUCAGUAACUCUAUGUCCAAAUGUGGUGUAGUCACUGCAUGCAUUAAGAUUGCAUUUGACUUUUGUUGCCAGAAAGAGCAAAUACAACUCCUGGUUUUUCCAUAAGACUCCAGAAAUGUAUUGAAAUCUUUUCUGAAACAUUUUGUCAUUAAACAGAACCUUAAUAAGCAAUGUCUGACCAAUGAUAUUUCUGCAUAUGAACACACUAAGGAAAUAAUGUGCCGCUGGACUGCAAAUGUUGUCACUGUCUUAUAAUUAAAAUUAUAAGUUUGCAAUAGGAAUCAAAGUCCUGUUGACUGCAAUAGUACAUAUGAAUGGAGUCAGAACAUUCUCAUUAUUUUUGAGCUAACUUCAUCAUUGUUUCAUAAAGCUUCUAUAUUGCACAGUGUUGCUCAGCUUGCUGCUUUAUAUAUUGAUAGCAGUGUUGUUUUCAAUAUAGUUGUGGCUAUUUUGUUACCUGGAGGUCUAUUUUGUACUGUAAAUGACUUGAGAAAAUAAAUAUACCCACCCCA
Messenger RNA from Lates calcarifer (barramundi perch), 4063 nucleotides. Its product is annotated as coiled-coil domain-containing protein 136. Gene Ontology annotation, cellular component: acrosomal membrane. Lineage: Eukaryota; Metazoa; Chordata; Actinopteri; Centropomidae. The transcript is spliced from 10 exons. The record is from RefSeq and is a predicted model, not a curated record. Gene Ontology annotation, biological process: single fertilization; acrosome assembly. Bases 255 to 1655 code for a protein of 466 amino acids.